Molecule: messenger RNA, 1154 nt
Organism: Gymnodraco acuticeps
Lineage: Eukaryota; Metazoa; Chordata; Actinopteri; Perciformes; Bathydraconidae
Gene: rps19bp1
Product: ribosomal protein S19 binding protein 1
Exons: 4
Coding region: 145-624 (159 amino acids)
Cellular component (GO): nucleolus
Molecular function (GO): enzyme binding
Source: RefSeq, a predicted model, not a curated record
GUCGCUUUUAAGUGAUGCACACGAGCUUCUCACCGGAUGUUGAUAAACGCACAUGUGUUGCUGUUGAGAGUUGAAGCUGUUUCAUAUUCAUGUAGCUGCUAUAGUUUAUUCAUUUAAACUCAAACUCGUUGUAUUAAAACCGGGAUGUCUGCGUCGUUGGUCCGCAGAGGGCUGGAGCUGCUGAACGAAGACAUUAAAGAUGUGAGUAAAGAGAAGAAGAAGAAGAAGAAGAAGACUCCCAGCCCUGUGGACGUCAUGGAUCUGGUGAGCUCGAAGCGUUCGGGCGUCACGAAGCAGAAGAAGAGGCUGCAGGGUCAGAUGGGACCCGGGAGGAACAAAGCCACCGUGAAGGACAAGAGGAUCAAAUCUGCAGUGGAGGAGUUCAGAAAGAAGCAGAAGAAGAGUCAGCUGAGCGUUAACCUGAAGUACUUUAUGGAAGAUGUCGACAAAGCCAGAGACUCGGACACUGCGAAGAUUUUGAGCCACAAUUCAGGGCGUCAGUCGAGGAACCGUCCGGACGCCCCCGCUCCGAAGACCCCGGAGAAAGAGUCCUUGUUCACGGAGAAAGAGUUCCAGCAGUUCCAGAAGGAGUACUUCGGCAGGACUGUGGAGGAGAAGAAAUGAAGCGCACCCUAAAAACACAAAAAAAACUCUUUGGUGGAUGUCAACGGGUUUCUGGACUGGAUUUUCUCCGCUUGAACCUCCUUUUUAUGUCUCUCACGAAGACUGUGAGGAGAAAUGUUUUUAUAGGUUGAAUCUGAGCAGGUGUUUUCCUGCACACACACACACACUCUGUCACACACACUGUCAGACACACACACUGUCAGAUACACACACACUGUCAGACACACAUACACACACACUGUCAGACACACACACUGUCACACACACACUGUCAGAUACACACACACACACUGUCACACACACACUGCUCUGAAUGCAUCUCCUCAUUUGAGUUGCUUCAUUUUCACAUCCUCCUUACAAAGUGAUCUAAAAGUUAAAUAUAUUUUACUUCCUUUCAUUGGUAUUAAUAUUUUUCUUAUAUCCUUGUUUAAAAAAUCUUGAAAAUUCCCGAAAAGGGGAUUACGUUUUAUUUUUCUUCUGAUGUUGAAUUGUAAAAUCUCGUAAUCAUAAAUAAAUAAUUUGCCAAAUUC